This is a messenger RNA of Phyllostomus discolor (pale spear-nosed bat), 491 nucleotides long. Its product is annotated as ATP synthase subunit g, mitochondrial-like. Gene Ontology annotation, biological process: proton motive force-driven ATP synthesis. Gene Ontology annotation, molecular function: proton transmembrane transporter activity. NCBI's taxonomy places the organism in Eukaryota, Metazoa, Chordata, Mammalia, Chiroptera, Phyllostomidae. The record is from RefSeq and is a predicted model, not a curated record.
AUAUGUGGUACAGCUUUCAAGGGGUGAAAUUCAGCUGGCCAGCAGGGCCACAGAAUUUCCAUCCUGCAAUCAUGGCUCAAUUUGUCUGUAACCUCACAGAGAAGGGCCCAGUGCUGGUAAAUGCUGCUGCAAUUUGCUUGAAACCUCGAAUGGCCACAUUUUGGCACUAUGCCAAGGUUCAGCUGCUUCCUCCAGCCCCUGCUGAGAUCCUAACAGCUAUUCAGAGCUUGAAAAAAACUCAGUAGUCAAUAGUCAAUAGUGCUCAAACUGGUAGUUUCAAACAGCUACCAGUUAAGGAAGCUGUGCUGACUGGUUUGGUGGCGACUGAGGUGUGGAUGUGGUUUUACGUCAGCGAGAUCAUGGGCAAGCAUGGCAUCACUGGUUAUAAUGUUUGAAGAUCAAUCUUUAACAUCUAUUUCCUUUUGGUUUAUUACUUCAAUGUCCUUGGACCAUGAGUGAUCAGAAUGGUAUUUGAAUAAAAAAAAGAUAUU